Messenger RNA from Amoebophrya sp. A120, 1012 nucleotides. The record is from the annotation of a GenBank genome assembly. Lineage: Eukaryota; Dinophyceae; Syndiniales; Amoebophryaceae.
CGAAAGUACUUUUACAUAUGGAUCUCAUCGCUGCUGAUUCGGAACGUGCUGUGAUUCCAGCCUCGUUCAUUAUGCUCGUCGUUGCCGCGUAGAAAAUAGCUCUGAUGGCUAAUUAGCUCUGGUUCCAGUUAUUUUUGCACAGAUUACAUUCACACCCUGGAGCUGCAUUUUAUUUUUACCGUGGAUUGUCCGUUUGUCAAAUCCGGUGAGUACUAACUAGUGUGUCGCGACAGUUCCUGAGAAUUUUUUUACUACAACCCGCGUACCGAAAAUAGACGCGUCAUGCCUGGCUACCUAGCGAGAGAGCACACGACCUUCAGCGCCCCAUUGCCAAACGAAGUUGCCGCGCAAGCUUGCGCAGCCAGUUUCGGAACUCAAAAUGGAUCCUUUUCGUGAAUUUGGCGAUCAUCAUCCCGGUAGAUCCUCGCAGACCUCGUCGACCGGGUUUCUGAGCAGAAUUUUUGGGGACGACCACAUUCUCGUUCACGUGUCCACCUUCUUCGCUGACGCCUUCCAAGCGAACAAGUUCACGAAGCGCCUGUACAAAUCGCUCUGGCCGGUGUUUCUCGCCGUCUUUGUGGUGACGCUGGUGUUCAUCCUCACCUACUGGUAUAACGCGCUCAGGUGUUACAAUCUCAAGCGUUACAAUAGAGUCUCGAGUUUGUCUUGCAUGACGAGCGUGAGAGAGUCGCAAAUUGUUUCACUUUCUGCAAUACAAAUUUCGCCAGAUUCUAGUGCGGCUUGGGACUCCAGAACGUGUCAUGCGCAGAAGUCCUAUGGGAGUAGGCUAGAUCAUGCACUUCCUGCAUCACAGAUUUCCAUAUUCUAUUGUAACGUUUGAGAUUGUAACACUUGAGCGGGUCAUAACUGGUUUGUGUCGUUUCUAGAUUGGUGUUUCUUUCGCCGGCGGGGCAUCUUUCCGAACAAGCACAGCGACCGAAUCCUGCACGUCGAGGAGUACAGAGACGCCGACUUCGGGGAGCAGCACAAGAUUUCCAGACUGGUCCGGGAC